Messenger RNA from Ricinus communis (castor bean), 673 nucleotides. RefSeq names its product glycine-rich protein 5. Lineage: Eukaryota; Viridiplantae; Streptophyta; Magnoliopsida; Malpighiales; Euphorbiaceae. The transcript has a single exon. The record is from RefSeq and is a predicted model, not a curated record. The coding region runs from base 251 to 625 and encodes 124 amino acids.
UAAUUUAUUUUAUUAUAACCUCAAAUUAAAAAAAAAAAAAAAAAAAAAAGUAAAACAGCGGAAUUGUCGUAUGUUCCUGCCUCCGGCCCACACUGAAAGGUGGACCGGGGUGCAGGGCAUAAAUUGCCCCAAUUCGUGGAAUAGAUAGAAUUCUAAACACAGCAGAAUGCAACUCCACUGUUAAUAGAAAUCUUUAAGCAAGUACACUGUUUCCACUUGCCACCAUUAUCUGAAUCAGCAGUCAGCAUCCAUGAAACCCAAAUCCAAACAUAACUACUACAGUAAGCCAGACGACUCAAGCUUCCUUUGGAACUGGAAGGAGCACAAGAAUAAGAGAAGCAAGAACAGUGGGAACCAGUUCCCAGUAACUGAAUUCCUCCAAGAUAACUACCGUAAACUGGAGGAGAAUGUGGUGGGUCCUGGAGCUGGUUUAGGCAUCGGGUGCGGCUUUGGCUUCGGUCUAGGUUUGGUCGGUGGAGUUGGGUAUGGGGGGUGGCCUUGGAACCAUGUUAAGUUUGUGUAUGGGUUUGGCAUGGGUUGUGGUCUCGGGUUAGGAUUCGGGUACGGGCGUGGACUUGGAUAUGGUCGUAGCUUGGAUUCUUUGCAGUCUGAUUUGUUUGAUUGAAAGACAUAUGCUCAGAAUAAAAGAAUUGUUAUUGGGUUAUUGAUUUCA